UCCCGAGUGCCGGCCGCGCCGCCAGGGAUGGCAGAGCCGCGGCGCUGACCCCAGCCCUGCCCUGCCCAUGGACGGGAAAACCUCACCGACCAGCAGUGUCCCUGCCAGCCUCCAUGCCUCCACAGUCAGCAACAUCUUCGGUGCCCGAGCUCCACAGCCCCGAGAGAGUGUCCUUGGCAUCAGCUUCAAGCCCUACAGCCCCGAGCCCAGCACAGCCUCUGCCGCCUGCACGACCUGUGAGAGCCCACGAUCCUCCAUGUUCAGAGCUCCCUGCAUGAGCCAGCGACGCCUUGCGCUCAUCUUCUGCGUCUCCAUCCUCAUCGUGCUGCUCAUCGCACUCAUCCUGCUCUUUAUGUUCUGGAGGUCCCAGACUGGCAUCAUCUACAAGGAGCCUGCCGAGAGCUGCAGGGACAGCCCCGUGCGCUGCGACGGAGUCGUGGACUGCUCCCAGCGCAGCGACGAGCUGGGCUGCGUGCGCUUCGCCUCCGACCAGUCCUUGCUCCACGUCUACUCCAGCGAGGAGAGCCAGUGGCUGCCGGUGUGCAGCAGCGCCUGGAAUGAGUCCUUCUCCAGAAAGACCUGCAGGCAGCUGGGCUUCCAGAAUGCCUCUCAGACAGAGUACAUCCCCCUGCACCUCUCCGGCAAGAGCCUCACUGUGAGCGAGGAGCGAGAGACCAUCCAGCAGAGCCUCAACAGCUCCCAGUGUCUCACGGGAAAGUACGUCUCCCUCCGCUGCACAACCUGCGGGCAGAGGAUCUCCGGGAGGAUCAUCGGAGGGAAGGAGACCUCGGUGAGCAAAUGGCCCUGGCAGGUCAGCGUGCAGUAUGGCCCCAUCCACAUCUGUGGGGGCACCCUCAUCGACGCCCAGUGGGUCCUCACCGCCGCCCACUGCUUCUUCAUGAACAGCAUGAAGAUCCUGGACGACUGGAAGGUGUAUGGAGGGGUCUCGGACCUGAAGCAGCAGGCAGAGGGCAUCCCUGUGUCCCAGGUCAUCAUCAACUCCAACUACAGCGACGACCACGACGACUACGACAUCGCCCUCAUGAGGCUCUCCAGGCCCUUCACGCUCUCAGCCCAGGUGCGCCCAGCCUGCCUGCCCAUGCACGGGCAGCGCUUCCAGACCGGCAGGUCCUGCUUCAUCACCGGCUUCGGGAAGACCAGGGAGAACGAAGACAACACCUCCCCGAAGCUGCGGGAGGCAGAGGUGAAGCUGAUCGACUACAAGGUCUGCAACAGCGACAAGGUCUACGAGGGCUACCUGACCCCGCGCAUGAUGUGUGCCGGGUACCUGCAGGGGGGCAAAGACGCCUGCCAGGGGGACAGCGGAGGACCCCUGGUCUGCGAGGACAGCGGCCACUGGUACGUGGCAGGGGUGACGAGCUGGGGCACAGGCUGUGGGCAGAAGAACAAGCCUGGCGUGUACACCCGGGUGACGAAGCUCCUCAGCUGGAUUUACAGCAAAAUGGAGAGUGAGAACGACUAAGGCCAGGAGGGAGCCUUGCCUGGGCUGUGCCUCUCGGGUUGGCACGGGCCCCUGCCCUCGGUGACUACCAGGGCAUGAAGCUACCAGCAGACCCCCCCACCUCUCUCAGGGCUGCCCACGCAGCCAGGGACCUGGCACUGCCCCCCCAGAGCCUGCAAAGUGCCUGUGCCCCCAGCCGGCGUGCGGGGGGCGGCCUGGCAGCAGCUGGGCAAAGCACCCUCGUGGCUGGCAGCAGGCAGGGGGCAGCAGCCUGUGCCAGCAGCUGGCCUUGCUGGCUGCUCCCCCCGGGUCUGUGGUUCUCCUGGUGCAAAUAGAUGUCUC
This is a messenger RNA of Dryobates pubescens (Downy woodpecker), 1804 nucleotides long. It is a transcript of the gene TMPRSS13, whose product is annotated as transmembrane serine protease 13. Lineage: Eukaryota; Metazoa; Chordata; Aves; Piciformes; Picidae. Gene Ontology annotation, biological process: proteolysis. Gene Ontology annotation, molecular function: serine-type endopeptidase activity; protein binding. The transcript has 13 exons. The coding region runs from base 68 to 1483 and encodes 471 amino acids. Gene Ontology annotation, cellular component: membrane. The record is from RefSeq and is a predicted model, not a curated record.